GUGUGCCAGGUGCACGGGGGCAGCUCCAGGGUGGCACUAGGCCAGAGGGGCCCCAGGGUGAGCCUCGCGGGUGAGCUGUGUGGUCAGUGGGGGUGUGGACGCUGGAGGGUGGGCUCUGUGGUCAGUGGGGGUGUGGUCCUUCUUUAGCUUAUGAACCAGCUGAGUCACACCCAGGACAGCCUGGGCUGUGCAAUGUGACUUCUGGAAUGGGUCCUGAUGCGUGCUCAGGAGCGCACACCCACGCCCUGUCAGUUCUGCGGCCUCUCAGUCAUAGGAGAGCCAAGCUCUGCCCUCUGUGCCCGGGAGGAGGGGCCUUCUGCACCAGCUAGAGGAGUUGCUGCUGGCCGCCUGUGUGUGCCCGUUGCAUAGUUCAUGAAGCCGUGACGCCUGUCCUGUCAUUGCCCACUGCAGAAUUCUCCCAGGCUGCCCCUUGGGAACAUGAUCCUUCCGACCCCUGACCCCGCCCGUCUUGAGGACUUCGCAAUUCAGCCAGCUGCCCAGACACACAGCUGAUGGAGACCCAGUCGGUCACAAGACGGGCCUGUCGUGGGACAGCAUGCACCCAGUGGGAUCAGAACACCCUGGCCCCAGGGGAGGCUGGUCUGAGGCGGGCUUUCCUGCCGAGAGCACCCUGAGCUUUUAAGUCAGGCUGAGCAUGGUGAUGCUGCGUCUGGAGCGCGCUAGGUGACGGCGUGGAUAGUGAGCAGAGAGCCCGCUGCCCUUUCAUGUUUGCAGGACGUUGCUGGGGAGCUGAGCUCCCACAGUCCGGGUUGCCCCUGUCCCCACCCCUGGCGGGAGCCCUGGUCGGCUGCUCCCCUGCGGCGGCUGACGCUCAUCUUGAUUUCUGACAGGAAGGACGGAUGGAAAGCCUGCCUGACACCACUGCCUUUGCAACUCGCCUUAAGAACACUCUGGUCCGGUACCACAGCCUUGACGAUGACGCGUGGCGGGUUGUGAAGAAAACGAAAGAUGUAACAGUUUGGAGAAAGCCCUCAGAGGAAUUUAAUGGAUACCUCUACAAAGCCCAAGGCGUUAUAGAUGACACCGUUAAUGCCAUUGUGGACCACAUCCGCCCGGGGCCCUGUCGCUUGGACUGGGACAGUUUAAUGACAUCCCUGGACAUUUUGAAGCACUUUGAAGAGAGCUGCUGUGUGAUGCGCUACACCACCGCUGGCCAGCUCUGGAACAUCAUCGCCCCCAGGGAGUUUGUUGACUUCUCCUACACCGUGGGCCACGAGGAAGGACUUCUGUCCUGUGGGGUAAGUCUUGACUGGAGUGAAAAGAGACCGGAAUUUGUUCGUGGGUAUAAUCAUCCGUGCGGCUGGUUCUGUGUUCCGCUCAAGGACAGUCCACACCAGAGUCUCCUGACGGGCUACAUCCAGACAGACCUGCGUGGGAGGAUCCCUCAGUCCGCGGUGGACACCGCCAUGGCCAGCACGCUCGCCAACUUCUACGGAGACCUGCGGAAAGCCCUGCAGAGCCCCUGAGGCUCGCCCGCACUGCCCCACGACCCACGCGGCUUUGCCCUCUGCGCGGCCUGGAGAAACCUUGGAGAGUUUUUGGAGGUAGCAAAAAGGUUUUAUUUUAUUCCUCAGCAGCCAUCUAAGCGAGGGCCCUGUGACUUUGUCAGGUAUUUGUAGCUUGGCUGGCUGGCCGACCACGUGUAGGGAUGGAGAGGAACAGGACCUCGCCCCGGGCAGUUGCAGCUCUGAGCCAACCCUGGAGGGACGGCACAGGACGGCACGGGGUCCCUGCGGGCGGGGAGCAGGGCAGCACAGGAGUCCCCCCUCCGCCGCGGAGGCUGUGGCACCGGUGAGCCUGGUCGCUUUGUGCGAGUGCCCGACUCGGCCGUGGCCUGGCCCCUGCGCUGAUCCACCUGCACUGCUUCACCUUUCCGGAAGAUCAAAACAAGAUGUGAAAAUAACCACAGGUUUGAUUAAAACAGUUUAGUUUUGAUAUAUGCAUAGUAAUUUUAUGGGUAUAUUUUUAAAGCAUUUGAGGUGUGUUACAAACAUGCGUGAGGACAACAGUACGAAAACAUCGAAUACGCACUGGAGAGCCCACGCUGACCAGCCCUGUGGGCCGGGUGACAUGGCCAGGGACACUGGAGCCUGGGCAUCGUGUGGCCUCAUGGAGCCCUCUGGUCAGCACUGCAGUGGGUCCUGGAGUGUGGAGCUACCAGGGCAUUGCAGGUUGGCCCAGGGGCCUCCGUGUCUCCAUCGUAAUGACUUGCAGAGAUUGUAAGGGAUUUCUUAGUUCUGUGUCUCCAUCAAUGGACACUGCAGGGGAUGUGGGGGGUUUUGAAUUGGGCACUUAGUUUAUUUCUAGAUAACUCGGGGCAUCGUCACAGUCCGUGCGCGCGCCCAUCAGGGCCCCUUCAUGUGCGUGCAGGAAGCAGGAGGGAGCUUGUCCAAGUUCCUGGCAAACUUGUGUCCCCGUUUAUUCCCGUUUCCAGUGAAUUUCCAGAAACUUGGUGCGCUCCCAGUCAGGGAGGUGUCGGCAGUGGCCCACAGGCUGGAGGCUUCCGUGUGCUUGCCCUGCCUCCCUGACGAUGGAGGGGAAGGUGGAAAUAGCUUUAUUUAUGGAUUGCUGCUGGUGUUGGCAUCGUUACAGUGGUCACAGGGAACAGAGUUCUCUGUCAUGCGGCAGAGCAGGAAGGAGUCUAUUUCCCACAGGCAAGUAAACCAUCAUGUCCUUGUCUGAACUAAGAUGGCUUUAAUUCAUGAACAGUGCCCACUGCUAGCCUGGCUUCCUGUGUCUGCGUUUUGUCCGUGUGUGGGAGGCGGUCUCUGGUCAGCUGGUCUGAUGGGGCCGAGUGCACGUUGACGCUGUGCCUCGGCUAACCCGGGAGUGCUUACCUAGGUCAUGGUUGGAGCAGUGGCCUGCUUUUUGGGGUUAUUUCAGUGCAUGUUAAAUAAAUCACUUAGUAGUUACCAGUAAAGGUUAUUUCCCAAAAUAUUUUCUUCUAAAGGUAAUGAGGUUUGAUAGAUGGGUGGCCUUGGGGCAAGGCCAUCGAUGAGUUUUGCUGGCUUCUGUCUGAAGCACUCGCUUAGUGCUGGCUUCAGUACAUAGCAUCUUUUUAUAUUUACAUUGGUUUCAUACAAGAGAAAAUGACUUACGAGCGACCUUUCAUUUAGAACAGAGUCCUGUGGCAUGAAUGGUUACAGAGACCGUAUGCCAGCAGGCUCCUGUGGUUGGCUGCUGUGCGGAUGUUCCCCACACCGAGGCUGACUUAGGCCCGGGACCCCCACCCUGCUGCAGGCAUGGGGGAGCCCGCCCCACUCCUGCGGCUUGUGUGCAGAACCUCGCGGGCAGCUCGGAGGACCGAGGGCGGACAUUAGCUUCAUCAGACUGUGCAGCUAAAUGUGGAACCUCAUCUCUGGCAAUGAAAGCUAUACUAUACAUUUUAUUUAAGGAGUCUGAGCUUAUAAUUGUUUUGAUAUUAUGAAAUUAUAUUUAUGCAUUAAUUAGCAUAAAUGUUUUUAAAGGGCAUAAAAUAUAUCUGAAUAAAUGUUUUCUAGAUGCUUUUAUAAUAGAUCAAUUAUAACUGAUUAUUGCUAAGUUGCUUUGCUCAAUAUUUUUUAAAAGACCAAGAUCUCAGCCUGACAUGGUAAUCUAGUGGUUAAAGUCCUUGUCUUAUAUCUAC
Ochotona curzoniae (black-lipped pika) is the source of this 3646-nucleotide messenger RNA. It is a transcript of the gene STARD4, whose product is annotated as StAR related lipid transfer domain containing 4. NCBI's taxonomy places the organism in Eukaryota, Metazoa, Chordata, Mammalia, Lagomorpha, Ochotonidae. The record is from RefSeq and is a predicted model, not a curated record. Gene Ontology annotation, molecular function: cholesterol binding; cholesterol transfer activity. The transcript is spliced from 5 exons. Gene Ontology annotation, cellular component: cytosol; endoplasmic reticulum. Gene Ontology annotation, biological process: intracellular cholesterol transport; cholesterol transport involved in cholesterol storage; cholesterol import. Bases 861 to 1487 code for a protein of 208 amino acids.